This is a messenger RNA of Verticillium alfalfae VaMs.102, 486 nucleotides long. RefSeq names its product orotidine-5'-phosphate decarboxylase. Bases 1 to 486 code for a protein of 161 amino acids. Lineage: Eukaryota; Fungi; Ascomycota; Sordariomycetes; Glomerellales; Plectosphaerellaceae. The transcript is spliced from 2 exons. The record is from RefSeq and is a predicted model, not a curated record.
AUGGUCCCCGGCAAGGCCGCCGUCACGGCCCUCGCCGAGGCCGAGGCGAAGUGGCGCGAGCGCUACCAGUACGAGGUCAAGACGUCCGUCACUGUUGGCACGCCGAGGUCCGAGACGUUUGACGAGCACGAGAGAUGCAAUCCCACGAUCAACCGACGAGCCCCGGGGGGGGGAGUACACACGGGCCUCCGUCGAGGCGGCGAGGGAAAAACCGAAAUUUCGCCUUGGGCUAACGUCUUCGGAAGAAAAGCCUUCAACACGGGAGGCCCGACGGACGGCUUCAUCCACAUUGACGGCCCGGCUGGCCAGCUGGCCUCCGGAAGGGCGGAGGAGGAAGGAACGGCGUGGUGGGCGGGCGAACGAAAAGGGCCCAGCAGGUACAACACGCCCCCAAGAAACUUCGGUCGGCCUUCUUGCGGGGACAAGAUAUUCGUGGAUGUGCGGGGCGGGGGUAUUCCUUCAAGGCGUGUUGACCCUCAGUCCUGA